AUGCUGGCCGUCGGCCUCUGCGUCUUGCUCCUGUCCUGCUGGCACGCCAAUUCGCUGCCAUUGUCCACCCAGCUCUCGGAGGAAGACGAAAAGGUCAUCAAAUGCAUCACGGAGGUUCUGGCUGACACCCUCUCCAAAGCUAGCCCGGUUCCGGUCGCCAACGACUGCCUGAAGAUCCUGAAAGAAGACGAGCGGGUCCUGGCCAUGUUGCACCAUCACUACCUGCUGAAGGAGCUAAAGGAGCUGGUCCAUGAAGAGAACGCCCACCACCACCCGAGCCACGGCGCCUGGCAGGAGACGGAGGAGGGCCCCGAGGGGGACGAGCUGAGGAAGCGGGACAAGCCCCUCCAGCAGAGCUUGGCCGCCUCCGAGACAGUGGAGGAGAAGGAGGGCGAGGCCCGGAAGGAGGAGUAUGAGAAGACGGAGAAGAUCGAGGAGAAGGUGAAAGAGGAGAAGGUCUCGCACGGGGAGGACAGCACCCAGGUGGAGGAGGCGGCCAAGGAGAUCUUGGAGGGCGAGGAAGAGGAGGAGGAGAGGAAGAGGAGGCACGAGGCGGUGAGGCGGGCGUCGCCGAAGCUGAGGGAGAUCCGGGGCCCCGGGGCCAGCAAGAAAACGGGGCCGCCAGCCAAGAGGCACUUCAGCCAAGAGGACACUUCGGAGGAGGAGCCGCCGUACCACCAUGGAGGCCGGCAGCACGGGGGGCUAGAGGAUUGGGAGCAGGAGGAAGAGGAGGGGCAGGAGGAAGAGGAGGACGAGGAGGAGGAGGAGGAAGAGGAAAAGCGGUCGGGCCCGGCCCGGCGGAAGGGCGGCCCGGCCAAGCGGAUGGCCGAGAAGGCCAGCGACGAGGAGACGGCCCAGUUCGAGGCGGAGGAGAAGGGCGUGAAAAUCUCCGACUCGCAGAGCCACCUCCACGGGGACGGGCGGCUGUGGAAGGAGGGGGAGGGGCGGCACGGCCACCGCCACGGGCCGCUCGGCCACCCGCUGAAGAAGAGGCACCACGAGGAUGAGGCGGGGCACCUGAAGGGCAAGCACCAUGGCCACCAGGAGGAGGAGGAAGAAGAGGAGGAGGAGGAGGAGGAGGAGGAGGAGGAAGAGGAAGAAGAGAGGGAGGAACGGGAGCUGGAGAAGCUGGAAGAGAUCGAGCACGCGCUGAAGAAGGUGGCGGAGAAGCUGCGGGAGCUGCGGAGAGGGUGA
Emys orbicularis (European pond turtle) is the source of this 1194-nucleotide messenger RNA. RefSeq names its product coiled-coil glutamate rich protein 2 (gene CCER2). The transcript has 6 exons. Gene Ontology annotation, cellular component: secretory granule. Lineage: Eukaryota; Metazoa; Chordata; Testudines; Emydidae. Bases 1 to 1194 code for a protein of 397 amino acids. The record is from RefSeq and is a predicted model, not a curated record.